Messenger RNA from Rubroshorea leprosula, 1673 nucleotides. NCBI's taxonomy places the organism in Eukaryota, Viridiplantae, Streptophyta, Magnoliopsida, Malvales, Dipterocarpaceae. The record is from the annotation of a GenBank genome assembly.
AACCAGGCAAAAAGAAAGGCAAUGGAUUCUUCAGGGAAGUUUUUCUUUCUUUCUCUGCUUGUCCUCCAUCUCUUUACCACCUGUGUUGCUCAUCAAUCGCCCCUGAAGUACCUCUGUUUAUGUAACAGAGUGGUUCCAUGGGCCAAAACUCCAAAAAAGUUAAUGGGAUUGCAGUCUGCAGAAGAGACGUUUUGUAUCAACUUUGCCUCGGAUGCAUCUACAGUGCUCUCAUGGAGCUCAGCCAUCGCUGUCACAUCCAGAAGGAAGCAAUUGUAUGCCUCAUGCUGGAAGCAGCCUCAGGUGGACCCAAUGUCAAGUUUCCCAAUGGGGACAGGAGUGACUUCAGAUUUGGAGAAGAUCUAUGCGCUUGUGCAGUGCACUCCUGAUUUGUCACUGCCACAUGCGUCUCUUGCUUGUCAGAAGCUUUUGGAAACAUUUCAGAUUGUUGUCCAGGAAAGUUCUUUUGCUUUCAUCAUCUGGAGAAGGAGAAAUACUAAGGAAAGAGAGAAAAGCCAAGAGGUUCAACUACUUGAGUUGGGAGCAAGAACACAUUGCGACUUUUCAACUGAAGAUUUUCAGGGUGAACAGGUGGGAGGAUCCCAGGAAUUUCCUUCAAUUCAAUUAGAUAUCGUAAGUGUAGCAAAAAAACAUUUCUCUGAUGCAAACAAGCUUCGAGAAGGGGGAUUUGACCCUGUGUAUAAGGGUACUCUAGCAGAUGGUAAAGAAGUUGCAGUUAAGAGGCUCUCGAGAACUUCUGGUCAAGGACUACUCGAAUUCAAGAAUGAAGUUAUGCUAAUUGCAAGACUACAACAUAGAAAUCUUGUGAGACUUUUGGGAUGUUGCUUGGAGGAUAAUGACAAAUUGCUGCUUUAUGAAUACUUGCCAAACAGAAGCCUUGAUGUUUUCCUAUUCGAUGCACGGGUGAGUAUGCAAUUGGAUUGGCCGAGACAAUUUAGCAUCAUCACUGGAAUUGCUAGGCGCAUCUUUAGAUACAUGGCACCAGACUAUGCAAUGGAAGGACUCUUUUCUGUUAAAUCUGAUGUAUUCAGCUUUGGAGUCCUAUUGCUAGAGAUCAUAUGUGGGAAGAAGAACAAUGGAUUUUACUUUUAUGAACGUUGUGAAAGCCUCCUGACAUUUAAUAUCAAUGAAAGAAGAUGGGUUCUGACCUCACCAAAAGAGGAAACUCCAGGUGUCUCUACUUCUCCUCCAAGUCCUCUCUCAAUCCCUCCCUUCUUACCCCCAAAAAUCCAACAAAUGCAGUUAAUAGACCCACAACUGGUGCACUCAAGUAUGGAAUUUGAAGUAAUUAAGUGCAUCCAUAUUGGUCUGUUGUGCGUGCAGAAAGAUCCUGUGGACAGACCCACCAUGUCAUCUGUGAUAGUCAUGUUGGCCAGUGAGACCAUAACUCUUCCUAAACCAACAGAACUUGCAUUUUUUGUUGGGCGAGUUGCUGUAGACAACAUUGUCUGUUCUGUCAAUGAGGUAACAGUUUCAAACGUGUCACCUCGCUGAUUGUUUGUGCUUUUUCUGAUAUUUUCCAGCUUCUUAUUAGAGAAAGCAUCAUGCUUUGGACAUGUGUAUAACGUAUUGCGGCACAAUAUCAAAUAUAGCUGCUUUCAUUUUCACUUGGUCCAUCUAGUAUGAUAUUUAAUGAAGAAAAUUCCAACUUUAUU